Molecule: messenger RNA, 564 nt
Organism: Helobdella robusta
Lineage: Eukaryota; Metazoa; Annelida; Clitellata; Rhynchobdellida; Glossiphoniidae
Exons: 4
Coding region: 1-564 (187 amino acids)
Biological process (GO): regulation of cilium assembly
Cellular component (GO): centrosome
Source: RefSeq, a predicted model, not a curated record
AUGCAUAUUUUGACUGAAUUUGAUUGCUUGGGUACAAGGAAGUUGAGCAUGCUGGAGGAGGAGAACAGGGAGCUGAACAUCGCCAGUGCCAGGAGGGAGGAGUCCCUGAAGCAGACGAACUUGCGAUUGGAGGAGAAGAUAAAUGAAGGUUUGAUGAUGCAGAGGCAGAUAGACAACAUGAUGCUUGAGGCCAGGAAGAUGAAGGACCACGAAUCUAACAGGAUGACAUCUGCCGACCAAGCAAACCAGGUGCAGAUGUUGGAGAUGGAGUGUCAGUUGAAUCAGUUGAGACACGAAGUUAACAAACUGAAGAGGGAGAAGGAGGAGGCUGAGAGAAGAUUGAAUCAGCGAACAAUGGACAUGAAGGACAGACUGGAGCAGUCGUGCAGCACCAAUCGAACUCUCCAGAACUACAUUCACUUCCUCAAGAACUCGUACGCAUGCGCCUUCAAUGACUCUCCCCACAUCACCAGCCUCUCACACCUCCAAGAUCUCAACUCCCGUGACUUCUUGGCAGGGGAUUUCGUCGGCAAUGUCGGCAGUGGUGCAGGGAAUAUUUUUUAA